AUAUGAUUGUUCAAUGAAGAAGCACGUCUGAUAGGCGUCGACUUACUUCUUCGAGCCAGUUUUUAGGUUUCUGGCUCUUUAUCGGUUGUUUUUCGUGUUAGUGGUGCUUAAUAUUAACCAACAGCCAUGGCGCUCAGCGAUGCAGAUGUUCAAAAACAGAUCAAGCAUAUGAUGGCCUUCAUCGAACAAGAGGCCAAUGAAAAGGCGGAGGAAAUCGAUGCUAAGGCCGAGGAGGAGUUCAACAUCGAAAAGGGUCGUCUGGUGCAGCAGCAGCGACUCAAGAUCAUGGAAUACUACGAGAAGAAAGAGAAACAAGUUGAACUCCAGAAAAAGAUCAACUCAUCGAACAUGCUGAACCAGGCCCGUCUAAAGGUGCUGAAAGUGCGUGAAGACCACGUACGCAACCUUCUUGACGAGGCCCGCAAGCGCCUGGCUGAGGUCCCCAAAGAUCAGAAGAUGUAUGGAGAUCUGCUCGUCACACUUAUUGUGCAAGCACUCUUCCAGCUGAUGGAGCCAGCCGUGACUCUCCGCGUGCGACAGGCAGACAAGAGCCUUGUGGAGUCCAUCCUCGGUAAAGCCCAGGCGGACUACAAGGAGAAGAUUAAGAAGGACACCCUUCUGAAGGUUGACACCGAGACCUUCCUGUCCCCUGACACGUGCGGCGGGAUCGAGCUCGUUGCUGCCAAGGGACGCAUCAAGAUCUGCAACACCCUGGAGUCUCGCCUGGAGUUAAUAGCCCAGCAGCUGCUCCCGGAGAUCCGUACCGCGCUCUUCGGCCGCAACCCUAACCGUAAAUUCACCGACUAAGCUCUUAGCGGUGACCUAUAUUCACACUUGUUACAACUAACAAUUUAUUUAAAAAGUUCAUAAUUUGUAGAACUAUAAUAAUAUUAUAAUAAGUGUUUUCCUUUGCCUAAUUAAUUAUAUCGUAAUAAUGCGUACAAUUUUAUCGCUGUUUAGAAUGUAAUCUGAUGAAUGGUCCCGUUAAGUCGCCAGAAAAUGUACAACUAACAAUGUGUGAUCAUGUGAGUUUCUGAUUUCUGGAUUUAUAGAGGAUAGUUUUUAUUAUAACUGUACGUUAGUUUCGCCAGCUAACUUAAUGACAACACCUAUAUACUGAGCAUAGAAUAUUUUAUUAUAACAAUUCAUUCAUAUAGCAUGAUGUUAUAUGUAUUUUAGAGGACGUAGUUUAUAGGAUUUGGAGACGGUUUAAUUAAGAUGUUACCAUUUACUAGGUCAUGCAAAUAGCCAUAGCUAAUGUCGAUACAGAUCAAAUAACGGACUUCACACCUUUGUCCUUUGCAGUAUUAAUAGAGCACAAUAUUACUCCGCAAUGGUAGAUCGACGUUAUUUCUAUAUGAAAUAUAUAAAUGUAUUUUAAUAAUCUUCCUUCUAUGUAUUAUGGACGUUGUUAUUGAAUGUUUUGGAUAGAUAUUUAUUUUGGCCAUUCAUGUUAUCUUAUGGAAUAAUUGUAGGCUGUAAGGUUGUCGCGUGACGGCAGCAUCCCAUGCUAUGUUCACCUAAAUCGAGGCAAAGAUUUGGCUGCGCGCAGUGUGGUGUCGCGCGGGAACCUUGCAGCUGCCCAAGACAUUCCUACUAUGUUUAUCCUGGCAAUGUAACAUUUUGGCUUGCUUUUGACAGUGGCUAAAAGAGCACCAUAGCUCUUGUUACGUAGGUACUAUAUAUAAUUCCCAUAUAGCACUGUUAAAAUCCUUAUGUAAAUAUAUAGAUGUGUUGAAA
Molecule: messenger RNA, 1740 nt
Organism: Trichoplusia ni (cabbage looper)
Lineage: Eukaryota; Metazoa; Arthropoda; Insecta; Lepidoptera; Noctuidae
Gene: Vha26
Product: V-type proton ATPase subunit E
Exons: 5
Coding region: 127-807 (226 amino acids)
Biological process (GO): proton transmembrane transport
Cellular component (GO): proton-transporting two-sector ATPase complex, catalytic domain
Molecular function (GO): proton-transporting ATPase activity, rotational mechanism
Source: RefSeq, a predicted model, not a curated record